AUGAUCUUUUUCUCUCUCUUCAUUUUUCUUUCUCUCUCUCUUCUCUUUCUCUCUGUGUACGACUGUGGACCGAAGGUCCUUCUUUUUCCUCUUUGUCAACCUUCUCCUUCUUCUUCUUUUUCUUCUUCCUCUCCCUCAAUCUUCAUUUUGUACGUGGCUUCGACGGAGUUGGAAAAGGAUAGACAAAGAAGAAGAUUGUUUAGUUGGAAAAGGGUAGACAAAGAAGGAGAUUGUUUAGCUUAUUUAGAUAAAGAUCCUUCAAGUGCUUGUGAUGGCAGAGCAGCUUUUCAACGUGUACGUAAAUGGACAAGAAAAGUUAACAUUUUGGAGAAGGAUUAUAUCGUGAUUCCUGUAAACUACAUGCACUACUUGCUUAUGGUCUAUCUAGCUUGA
Molecule: messenger RNA, 393 nt
Organism: Vicia faba (fava bean)
Lineage: Eukaryota; Viridiplantae; Streptophyta; Magnoliopsida; Fabales; Fabaceae
Source: the annotation of a GenBank genome assembly